Anthostomella pinea is the source of this 717-nucleotide messenger RNA. The record is from the annotation of a GenBank genome assembly. Lineage: Eukaryota; Fungi; Ascomycota; Sordariomycetes; Xylariales; Xylariaceae.
AUGAGUAGCAGGCCAUUCAUUUCUACUUGGACCAAGUUCAAGGGCCCAACGUCCGGAGCUCUUGAUCCAUCUAUAUUCGCGCCACUCUUUGCGAGUAACAUUGAAAUCCAAGAUGCCCGAUACGGCCGCAUUGCCGAAUCGCCAGGCGAAUACAUGCUCGUUGUAAUAUGGCCUACGGAAGCCGACUACAAGCGAUUCAUGGAGUCAGCCCAACACGACUCUUUACGCGUGCGCCUCAAAGCGGAAUCUCCUGACGAACCUACGACGCAAGUUCUCGACUUCGGCAACAUGCUUUACUGGCACCACUUCGGAGUAAACACCGAAUUCCGCACCGUCUAUUUCCCGAACACUACCCUGCCUGCAACUCGCGACGCCGUACGCAGUCUCAAAGGCCUUGUUACUACAGCGGGACACGGGAUCGGCGGAGACUUUGCUCACAUGUGUCCUUACAGGUGUGUGCCCACCAAGGGGUGGGUGGACGCCGAGCAAACAUGGAACGAAAGGAAGACAGUCGCUUGCAUCUGGGUACACAACUGGAAGGACGAGGAGAGUGAGAAGAAGUUCAAGGCUACGGGGAGGCGAAUGCCUAAGUCUGAAGAGGAUUAUCAGCCGCUAGCGUUGGAAGCCUUCGAGGGGGAAUUGGAGGACCUGGGGGCAUUAGCGUGGGAGGACAUUCACGUUGAUUUCCAGAAAGUGCCUCGUAUGGUAGGAGCCUAA